UCUGUGGCAGUUCUUUAGAAAAAAUGGGCAAUGAUUUGUAGGUGACAUAAAAUAAAAAGUAAAACCGAUUUUUCGGGUUAAAUAAACUAUAUUUAAUACAAUUUACAAUUACGUCGGUGUAAUAAAAUAAAAUUCAAGUGACGUAUAUCACAGAUUUUGGGAGUUCAAAUAAAUAUGCAUGCAUGUCGACAGUUAAUUAAUAAUCCAAGUCGCUGGAAGUGUGCAGUGACGAUAAAUGUAAAAACUCCAGUGCUUACUAUCAAACCUGAUCAGUCAACAGUACUAGAAUGUCGUCAGUACUCAGCGCGGAAGGGAUUCUUCUCAUCCAUCAUAGAGAAUAUAAAAGAUGAGAUGGCAAAGAACAAAGACAUGAAGGAAAAUAUAAAGAAGUUUAGAGAAGAAGCUGAGAAACUUGAGAAUUCAGAGGCUUUGCAGGCGGCUCGGAGAAAGUUCCACGCUGUUGAGUCAGAAGCAUCUAAAGGAUCAGAAGUUUUAAAGGAAACUCUAGAAGGCAUUAAGGGUAAAGUAGGCCAUGUCCUGGAGGAGGCGAGCAAAUCAGAAAUUGCGAAAAAAGCAGGAAAAUUAACUGAAGACAUUUCAAAAACAGCCAAAGAUGCAGCAGAAAGUUUUGCAGACAAAAGUUCUAAACUUGGCCAGACCUCAGCCUUCAAAACCAUUUCACAAGCCACAGAAGUAGUAAAGAAGGAGAUCUCCCCCCGCGGGCUGGAGGGGCGCGUCUACACAUCGCCCGUGGCCUUGCGGAAACGUGUUGAGGUGGCGGAAGACGAGCGCACCUUCGCGCCGGACACGGAGACGCUGGGCGUGGAGCUGCACAAGGACUCCAAGUUCUACCAGCAGUGGGAGGACUUCAAGAACAACAACCAGUAUGUUAACAAGGUACUAGAUUGGAAAAUAAAAUACGAGGAAUCCGACAACCCAGUGUUCAGGGCGUCGAGAUUUUUCACAGAGAAAGUCGGCAGCGUGUUCGGUAACCUAUUCGAAAAGACGGAACUUUCCAAAACGGUCACAGAAAUAUGCAAAAUCGAUCCCAAUUUCACUUCGCAGAAGUUUCUCGAAGACUGCGCGAACGACAUCAUUCCGAACAUUCUAGAAGCGAUGGUCAGAGGUGACAUGGACAUACUAAAGGACUGGUGCUACGAAGGAGUUUACAAUAUACUGUCGACUCCUAUAAAACAGUGCAAGCAACUCGGUUACAGACUCGAUUCUAAAAUAUUGGACAUAGAGAAUAUAGAGUUAGUGAUGGGAAAGAUGAUGGACCAAGGACCAGUGCUAGUCAUUACGUUUCAGUCGCAGCAAAUCAUGUGUGUUAGGGAUGGGAAGAACAACGUUAUAGAGGGUGAUCCGAACAAGGUGAUGCGAGUCAACUACGUUUGGGUUCUGUGCAGGGAUCCGCAGGAGUUGAACCCCAAAGCGGCGUGGCGACUGUUAGAGUUGUCAGCAAACAGUGUAGAACAGUUGAUAUAGGGGAACUGUAUAAUUGUAUAGAUGGAAUAAAUCGUUGUCUUGUU
Molecule: messenger RNA, 1529 nt
Organism: Bicyclus anynana (squinting bush brown)
Lineage: Eukaryota; Metazoa; Arthropoda; Insecta; Lepidoptera; Nymphalidae
Product: mitochondrial import inner membrane translocase subunit TIM44
Exons: 7
Coding region: 175-1485 (436 amino acids)
Biological process (GO): protein import into mitochondrial matrix
Cellular component (GO): mitochondrial inner membrane
Molecular function (GO): protein-folding chaperone binding
Source: RefSeq, a predicted model, not a curated record